Molecule: messenger RNA, 2128 nt
Organism: Anopheles stephensi (Asian malaria mosquito)
Lineage: Eukaryota; Metazoa; Arthropoda; Insecta; Diptera; Culicidae
Product: probable cytochrome P450 9f2
Exons: 2
Coding region: 224-1810 (528 amino acids)
Molecular function (GO): heme binding; iron ion binding; monooxygenase activity
Source: RefSeq, a predicted model, not a curated record
AACCCCUGCGCGGAAUUCUCGCACUUUGUGCUGCGGAUUAGUGAGACUUGAAUUCGGCAACUGUGCAUGUGUGCGUACAUUCGGUCCAACCUUCAGCAUGGUUAUGUUAUUUGGGAGGUAGAGUCGCUAGAGCGUUAGUUCUGUGCAACACGUCCAGCAAGCAGCAAGUACAACGAAUUUUGGUGCUCCAUCCCGAGUGAUUCAUAGACAUUUCGUGGCGAGAAUGUUCCUGCUGUGGGCGUUGCCCCUGGCACUGUAUCUGUUCUAUCGGUGGAGUGUAGCUACGUACGAUUACUUCGAGAAGCGCAAAAUCCCAUACGUGAAGCCGGUUCCAUUUUUCGGCCAGGUGUGGUCCUUCUUUACCCAAGGAAAGCAUGCAGUCGAUGUCGCCUCGGAAGGGUACUACAUGUUCCCGAACACACGCAUCUCGGGUGUGUUUACGCUGCGGACACCGGCCUAUCUGGUGCACGAUCCGGUAUUGUACAAGCAGAUGGCGAUCAAGGAUUUCGACCACUUUACCGACCAUGUGACGGAGUUCUACCCCGAUACGGAUCCGAUUCUUGCCCGUUCGCUCUUCUUCACCAAUGGAACGCACUGGCGCCAGCAUCGGUCCGGUUUGAGUCCGGCCUUCACCGGGAGCAAAAUGCGCAGUAUGUUUGGGCUGCUUUCGAAGAUUGCCGGUGACGCGAUGGACCGGUUGGUGGUGUCGAGCCGUGGCAAAUCGUUUACGAUGGAGCUGCGUGAUCUGUACUCGCGGCUCGGGAACGAUGUGAUGACGUCGAUCUCUUUCGGCGUGGAGGUGGACUCGCUAACGGACCGUGACAAUGAGUUCUUCCUCAAAGGAAAACGGUUGGCACAGAUCGAUGGAUUGCCGGGGCUGAAGUUCCUGAUGGCUACCACCAUUCCGAAAGUGUUCCGAUUUUUAAGGCUCAGUGGGCUGUACAAGGACGUGAACGAGUUCUAUCUGGAUGCUGUUUCGAGGAACAUAAAGCUGCGUGAAACGAAUCGUAUUACCCGGCCGGACUUUAUUCAUCUGCUGCUGCAAGCACGCAAGAAUACACUGGGCGCGGAGAGGCAUGACGAUGAGACGCUUGAGAAUGCUGGAUUCUCUACCGCGCAGACGCAUGCCGUUGAGCAGAAGGGAGAAGGGAAGCUGAGCUGGGAGGAUAUCGAUAUUGCCGGAGCAACGGCUUCCUUCUUCUUUGGAGGCAUCGAGACGACCACGACACUGCUGUGCUUUGCGAGCUACGAGCUAGCUUUGAAUCCGGUGAUCCAGGAUCGGUUGAGAGCAGAAAUUGAUGGAGCGCGGGAAGAACUUCCGGAUGAGAAAACCCCAACGUACGAGGUCCUGCAGAAGCUGAAGUAUCUGGACAUGGUUGUGUCGGAAACGUUGCGUCGUUGGACACCUCUUGGGCUAACGAAUCGCAAGUGCACUAGAGACUACACGUUCACCAACACCGAUGGCACCAGGGUCACGAUCGAGCGUGGUCAGAAUGUAUCGAUCCCACUGAAAGCGUUCCAUCUGGAUGCAAAAUUCUAUCCCGAACCGCUCCGGUUCGAUCCCGAUCGAUUCUCGGACCCCACCAACAUUAACCAGGACGCGUACGUACCGUUUGGGACGGGAUUGCGGAACUGCAUCGGAUCGAGGUUAGCGUUGAUGCAGGCCAAAUGCAUCCUGUUCUACUUGCUGUCUAACUUUACGAUUCAACCGGGCGCAAAACUGACCAUACCGCUCGUGCUGGAUGAAACAUCGGCUGGGCUGAACGCAAAACGCGGCUUCUGGAUGAACCUGGUGCCGAGGUACGUUUAGCCGAGCCUUCAAGGUUCGGCGUGUGAUAAGAUAAGAGUCGCGGAACCAGGCGUUUGUACCGGAGUGCCGGAAGAUAUGUGGCAUCGAUGCUACUGUUGCUCUUGUGUCGCUAUAUGUGAGUGUGUUUGUGUGUGAUUGUGAUUGCGUAUGUGUGUUUGUGAGGGAAGCGUUGUCCAUAUCUCGGGGAUAUCCCCCAAUACAACCAGUGUCAUAAACGUUCCUUUAAUCGUACAACAACAAAAAUGUUAUGCACAACCUGUUGUAGGUUUUAUGAGAUGAAGAAAAUAAAAGCACUACGUUUAGAGUUAAAAUCUUUAA